Messenger RNA from Cuscuta epithymum, 1444 nucleotides. The record is from the annotation of a GenBank genome assembly. NCBI's taxonomy places the organism in Eukaryota, Viridiplantae, Streptophyta, Magnoliopsida, Solanales, Convolvulaceae.
CUCACUUUCCUCUACUCAGUCUCUAGAGCGAAAACAGAGCAAAAAACAGAGCAUCUCCUUCUCCGAUACUUUUUCAUCAUUCAAUGAUGUCAGAUUUUUCCUGAAUCUCUCCAUCUUUUUGACUUUCUGCUCCUCACUUCUAUAUAUCGUCUGUUAUUUCUCAAAUCAGAGAGAAUGAGUAUGGAUUAUAGUAUGUUUUCUCCGGUCAAAUAUACAGAGCACAGAAACGUUGUGAAACAGUUUCUCAGUAAACCCAAUCACAAGUUUCACGAUGGUCGCCGGACGGUACGGAUAUCGGUUACCGACCCGGACGCUACCGAUUCCUCCGGCGGGGAAGAGGAGGAGUCCGUCGGACGGCAGCGCGUGAAGAGGUAUAUUCACGAGAUUCGGCUUGAUCGCGGGCCGGGAUCCGUUUCCGACGCGGUAAAUGUGAAAAGCGGGAAGAGGAGGGCGGCGGAGCCACUUCAGGUGAGGCAGAAGGCGAUGAAGAGUAAGGAUGGUCCGGGCUCUUUGGACUCCGCCGGCGGGAUUAGGAAGUUCCGGGGUGUACGGCAACGCCCUUGGGGGAAAUGGGCCGCCGAGAUCCGAGACCCGACUAAACGGGUCAGGCUUUGGUUGGGGACUUAUGAUACGGCGGAGGAGGCGGCCAUGGUUUAUGAUAAUGCCGCCAUUAAGCUCCGUGGGCCAGAUGCGUUGACCAACUUCGCCAAUCCUCCGGCGAAGGGAGCGGUGGAAGUUAACGCGACUUCGAACUCCGGCUAUGACUCCGGCGAUGAGUCAAGAAACGUUUCGUCUCCGACGUCAGUUCUCCGAUUCAGAACUGCCCAGUCAAGCGAGGAAUCUGAACAGCCAAACGUUUCAUCUCCGAUGUAUUUGCAGAAGCCUCCGCCGCCGAUUCAGGAAUGUCACGGAGAAACCAACGUAUUAACGGAUUAUUCUGAGUAUUUGCCGUCGGAUAUUCCGUUCAUCGACAACUUCUUCGAUACCCAACAUUUGGAGCAGAUGUUAUUCGACGAUACUCCAUCGGAUUUGGUCCCGCCGUUUGACGAUUUCUCCCUGAAUGCAUUCGCCAAUGAAUUCUUUAGCGGCGAUUUCGAGGUGUUUAAUGAAUCAUUUCAGGACCUUGGAACCCUGGGCGUCGACGAUUAUUUCCAAGACUGCGGUGAUUUUUCCGGUGCUGAUUCGUUUUUAGCAGUACAGUAGAUUGUGUCUAAGCCGCCGGUUUGUCAGUUUGCCGGCAGUUUUCACCGGCGGCGACGUUUUUUAGCGUCUAGAGUUUGUUGUACGAUGUACUUUAUCACCUCCGUUAAAAUAGACGGAAGUCGAGUCCAAUCUGUUUUUUUGUACGGAAUAUAAAACAAAUUUGGGGUCUUUAAUUAUGAUUUGUUUCUCUAUUUCAUUCGGAAUACUAUCACUAAUUAGAAUUUGGUUUAGUUGCGCAAAA